AUGGAAUUCAUCGGGACUGAGACUUUGACAAAGUUGUAUCACCGGUAUAGACUCGGCAAUGAUGGGACCAAUUCGAAUGGGCUUUUGAAGGGUGUAUCGUCAUUUCUGAAUUAUGCACUUGGGUCUAGUAACCAAGGAGAGCAAACUUCCGCUCAAUGGGUUCGAUUUGCCUUUCAUGAAUUUGUGACAGCAGACACUGCUACUGGUACAGGUGGUAUGGAUGCACCACCUGGCUUUGAAAGCACUCGCGGAGAAAAUCAUGGACUUUUCGUGAACGAUUUCUUGACUUUCUUCAAGCCAACGGUGAACGCGUAUCUAAGCAUGAGUGACAUCGCAGCUUUAGCAGUUGCCGCAUCGGUUGGGAAAUGCGGUGGUUCUAGUUCGGGAACAAGAUUACACGUCGGCCGAAUUGAUGCAACGUCGGCAGGUCGAGCUGGUGUACCGGGACCGGCAACAGAUUUGAACACUACUCUUUCUCAAUUUGCAGCAGCUGUAUUUCAUGCCAGUGAAGCCAUCACUCUAACAGCAUGUGGACAUUCAUUGGGCCGUGUUCACAAUUAUGACACUCCAAAUGUUGUCAACUCUUCUUUUGUGACAGCAACUAAUAUCGAUGAAGGUGAGCCAUUCGACUCGACUCCCGGUGUUUUGGAUCCAAAUAAUAUCAAUGAAUAUUUGAACGGUAAUGUAAGUCGUGGAGGUCCGCUAUGUACAGCGGCAAAUGUGGCAGAUCGAUCAGAUUAUCGUCUGUAUACAUCUGACAACAAUGCAGCCAUUCAAAGUAUGUCAGAGGAGAAAGCAUUUCAAACGAAAUGCAACUCGUUUCAACCCUAUGGAAUGGAAAGCAGUGGACGUGAUGAUGGAUAUGUCCUUGUCUGGAGAUGUUUCUAUCUCAGGACUUAUCCAAAUCUCUACACGACCAUCCGGCCUCCAAAAAAUAUCUCUUAUAGCACAACGUCUUCCACUGGAAACUCCUCCACCGGCACUAGCAGUAAUUCAUCCGGUACUGGAACUUCUAUCUUCGGCUCGACUAUCUAUUGGCCAUUCAAUAGUACGAUUGCUUCCGGGACGACAUCUUUGUCUUCCAACAACGUGUCUUAUCCAGUCAAUGACAACGUUUUUGUCUUGCCGGCACAAUCUUCCUUCGACUCAAGCAGUGGAUCUAUCAUUGUAAAAAGCGCUGCAUUAACAUCUGCCAGUGGUAAUGAAUAUAUGACGGCUGUUUUGUAUGUUCCCACGGAGGAAGAAGGGACUAUAAGCCCAAAGAUUGUACAGCAAAACGUAACGUUGACUUCGUUUGGUACCGCCGGAGCGUAUACUCUGUAUUCAAAUACGAUAAAGGUAUCUUCCACUGGGACAGUAAUUGCCAGAGUUGCUCAAGGUGAUUACUCGAGCCGAACUGUGAAGAGUACCACAUUUGCUUCGUAG
Messenger RNA from Botrytis fragariae, 1425 nucleotides. RefSeq names its product putative l-ascorbate oxidase protein. The transcript has 6 exons. Gene Ontology annotation, molecular function: peroxidase activity; heme binding. Gene Ontology annotation, biological process: hydrogen peroxide catabolic process; cellular response to oxidative stress; response to reactive oxygen species. Bases 1 to 1425 code for a protein of 474 amino acids. The record is from RefSeq and is a predicted model, not a curated record. NCBI's taxonomy places the organism in Eukaryota, Fungi, Ascomycota, Leotiomycetes, Helotiales, Sclerotiniaceae.